GCCCACGAGCAAAGCAAGACUAUAUGCACGCUGAUAUGAUCUUAUGCGCACGCAAUGGAAUGUUUGGUAAACAUGGCGGACGAGCUCGUCAAAUGCCCAGGAGUCUAAAAUGCAAGGUUAUAGCCGUGUUUGUGGCUUGUAUUUACACGGUUUUUACACUAUUCUCACUUCACGUGCUUGUUACAAGUGACAGCAAGCCUAGAGAUCCAAAAAAGCUUGCGAUCACCUCGCCAUCUUCCACAAACCUGGUUGAUUUAGAAUCGAAGGCUUCUCGUCAAAACUCGAUAUUGAUCGAAGUUGAAAUCUGGGGGAAAGCUGCAAUCGGGCUAUACCUAUGGGAGCAUAUCCUCGAGGGACCUGUAGAAGAGAGGCUAGGGGGAGUGUGGAGCUAUGGAGAGAAGCAAAUUCGGAACAUCAAGUUCAAAUUUCGAACGGGUCCGGGAGUAGUCCCAGAUAAAGUUCCAAAAGAAACUAGAAAUCUUGUCCUCGUAAUCAAUGGACGAGAACCGACAAAGGUGGACUUUGCGAAAGCCUGGCUCGAUUCUCUUGCAGAUCUACCACAUCUUCGUAAUGUAGCGGUGGUGCUUUUAGGCAACGAACGUUGCGAAAACGGCUGGUUGUAUUCAUAUAUGCAGAUGAAUGGUGGCCUUGUUCAAGUCGCUUUCAUCGUUUAUGACAUCCCUUAUGCCGAUUCUAAAACUUUCUUCCAGUGGCCUUUGGGAGUUGCCACCUAUAGAAAGUUUCCUAAUGUACCUCCUCUGUCUGUUGAUGCCCAAAACCGUCGAAAAUUCAGAUGUAACUUUUUGGGAACUGUUUAUCCUAAUUCCUCACGUGUGGAACUGCAAACAGUUAUUAAACAGUUUAAAUUAGAUGAUGUCUGUUUUGUCAAGACAAGGGAUAACUGGUCACCUGGAGAAAGUGCCGAAUCAGCAAAAGAUUUUCGCUACGCUCUUGCUAACAGUGAUUUGACUUUGAAUCCUGUGGGCAUGAACACGGAAUGUUAUCGCAUAUAUGAAGCAUGCUCUUAUGGAUCAGUACCUGUGAUUGAAGACAUUGUUACACCUGGAGAGUGUAGACGAAGAGACAGAAAAUCUCCCUUAAAUUUGUUAAAAGUAUUUAAUGCACCAUUUAUCUAUGUAAAAGAUUGGAAAGAGCUUCCUAGGAUUAUAGAGAAUGAGAUACACUUAACCCAUCAAGAAGUAGUUGAAAGACGGCUGAAAUUAUUGACUUGGUACAAAAAAUUUAAGGAAGCUGUAAUGGAAAAGUUUGUUAAUGUCAUACAAAAUAAAUUUUCUACAUAAAGUUUGAAUCUCUAUUUCAAUUUGUGGCAACUUCCUGUGAUAGGUUGGACUUUGAGCAGACAAUAGCUUUCCAUUAAAGAUUGCUGUGUGAGAAAAGAAAACUUAACUGGCAUUUUUUUGCAUCUCACUAAACAAUCUUGAUGAAAAAUGAUUGCUACUCCUAGUCUAGAGUGCAUUAAUUUUUUAUUUCCUUUUUCCUCCCAAGUAGAGCACUUCCUUUCCUACUCUCUCUUAUAUUUAUACACCUGAGUGGAGAAAGGCACUGUAAGAGUCAGGUGUCUUCCCCUCAUCAAAAAAGUGCCGUUCCUUUAAACACAAUACCAUGAAUGUACAAAUUAUCAUAAUUAUAAAUCUUGAUCAACAAAUUUACCUUAAAAACUAAUUUUGCAACAACUAAACCAUGACUGUGAAAAAGUGUUCAAAAUUUGGGAUCGGAACUUACCGAUCAACAAAUGGCAAAGUUUUCUUAGAGGUUUGUAACACUUCACACUUCGUUGGGUUUUCAAUUUUGUUAAGAACCACAGUUCAUUUUCUUUAAUCUUACUGAUUUUAGCCUGGUUCAAGUAGUUUAUUAUUCAAAAUGAUUUAUAGAAUAAAUUUACCAAU
Messenger RNA from Orbicella faveolata, 1907 nucleotides. RefSeq names its product ribitol-5-phosphate xylosyltransferase 1-like. Lineage: Eukaryota; Metazoa; Cnidaria; Anthozoa; Scleractinia; Merulinidae. Gene Ontology annotation, molecular function: ribitol beta-1,4-xylosyltransferase activity. Gene Ontology annotation, biological process: protein O-linked glycosylation via mannose. Gene Ontology annotation, cellular component: Golgi apparatus. The record is from RefSeq and is a predicted model, not a curated record.